Molecule: messenger RNA, 1889 nt
Organism: Drosophila grimshawi
Lineage: Eukaryota; Metazoa; Arthropoda; Insecta; Diptera; Drosophilidae
Gene: TP53INP
Product: AT-rich binding protein
Exons: 5
Coding region: 375-1763 (462 amino acids)
Biological process (GO): autophagosome assembly; positive regulation of DNA-templated transcription
Cellular component (GO): autophagosome; nucleus
Source: RefSeq, a predicted model, not a curated record
CGUCUCUGAUAUUUGAAAGCAAACGCAACAGCCGCAGAAGCAGCACCAGCAGCACCAGCAUAAGUGCAGCAAAAGAAAAGUGAAACAAAUAAACCCACACACAUACAACGAAACGGUACACACACGGAUACAACAACUCUUAGACAAAAAAAAAAGGAACAGCGUACAAAAGAAAUAAAUAAAGACUGAUCCCAGGAACAAAAUAGGAAGAAAUAUAAGCAAUCUCUCUCUUUCUCUGUGUCUCACUGACUCACUAUCUCUCUCUAUUGAUCUCAAUUUGAUAAGCAAUAUCAAUCAAUCAAUCAAUCAAUCAAUCAGCUGAGACCAGACCACAAUCCACAGUCGCCAGCAAACCCAGUCACCAGCUUGGUAUAAUGUUUAGCAGUCUCGCAACGUUUCUAUUUGGAGCGCAAGCGACGUCAACUGACUCAACUCAAAAUAGUGAUACGAAUCCUGUCCAGGCCAACGCUUCCAACGUAGCUCCAAUUGGCAACGAUCAAUCGCGCGGCGAUGUAAUCGAGGUGACCUCAACCACCCCAUCUGUUGCUGGCAACAAUCAUCGUGCCACCGUUAAACGUUCAGGCGCUAAGAAUAGGCGUGGCAGGCAGCGACACCAACAACAACAACAACAGCAACAACUACAACAUCAGCAGCAGCAGCAGCAGCAGGGCGGACAACGCAAGCAAACCCCAACUCUAUCGAAGCUACUAACCCCAAACGGACAAGGCGCCAUCGACGAGGACUUCAACGAGGACGAAUGGUACAUUGUCGAAAAGGAGGAGGAGGAGGAGGAUUCGCUGCCACGCAGCGAUUCCGAGGAGGAGCUGUCCGUCGUCGAGCUGCAGGCGAAGUCUGUCGGCGGCGGAGCAGCAGCAGCUGCUGGUGCCGCUUCGGCACCGGCUCGUCGGCGGCAGCAUCAGCAGCAGCACAUCAAUUCGCAUUCCUUGUACAGCGGACCGCGUCCGCAGCAGCAGCGCAACUAUUUGCAACGGACGCGUGCGGCACGUGGAACGCUGAGCAGCUCAACGCGCAACGUUGUGGCAGCAGCACCAGCAGCUAGCGAGAAUUGUGAUGAUGACAGCCAGUCGGCAGCUGUCAGCCAAUCGCUGUAUGCACCGAUGACGAUCUCGAUAUCGAGGGGCGCCACCAGCUCGCCCAGUGGCAGCGAUUCGAGCAGCAGCAGCAGCAGCAGCGGCAGCAGCUCGGACAGCAGCUCGGGCAAGGGUUGUGGAUCGGCCGGCGUUAUGAUGGAGGAGUCCUGGUACGUAACACCGCCACCAUGCUUCACCUCGAUUGGGCCAAUCAAUAUGGAAACAUCACCCUUUGAGAAUCUAUUGAUUGAGCAUCCAAGCAUGUCGGUGUAUCAUAGUAUUAGGUCCAGCCAGGCGGGCACCGAAAGUUUUGUAAAUCUUGAUCUCGGAGCAGCUGAACUGCAGCAACCGGAGCCACAGUUGGAGCCGGAGCAGGCUCCGGUUCCGGCUCCGGUCCAGGGCCAGGUUCAGGCUCAGACUGUGUUGCGGCAGCCAAGCUCCAACAGCGCUCGCUUCGAUCGCCAUGCGGCGCUGCAGCUGAAGCAGCAGACCCUUGCUCGUGAGGGCCAGAAGAGCAACAACAAGAAGCAGCAUCAGCAGCUGUGCCGCAGCGCCAUUAAGCGUGCCAACAAGGUGCGCGACUUCCAGGCGAAGGCUCAUCGUCCUCGUCGCUCGGAGAUGCAGCACUGCAAGUUGGUCAGCGGCGCCAACAACAAUCGCAAGUGCUGCUAGCUCACACACAACCAACAGCCAACAACCAACCAACAAUAAACAACACGCUCCCUCCCUCUCUCUCCCUCACUCUCUAUCUAUAAGGAGGAGGCGGGAGUUUAAAAUAUUCAAACAAUCAUGGCAAAA